UAUGACAGACAAGACCGCCAUUUUGGGAAGUGACACAGAUUUCCCGUUACAAAUUUUCAAUCUGGUGUCAUCCUACGAAACCGAGUGAUAUAAAGUGUACAGGAGCGGUAUCAGCCUCAUUAUAUAUACUCUGGACAUUAACUACUUGGUAUAUUACAAAGGUAGAAGAGUGUUUACAACCGAGGAUGAGUUUUCUGUUUGGGAGUCGAAGCAAUAAGACAUUCAAACCUAAAAAGAAUAUUCCAGAAGGAACCCACCAGUAUGACUUGAUGAAACAUGCUGCAGUGACUUUGGGUAGUGGGAACCUACGUUUGGCAGUUAUGUUACCAGAGGGAGAGGACCUCAAUGAAUGGGUUGCAGUUAACACGGUGGACUUUUUCAACCAGAUAAACAUGUUGUAUGGGACAAUAACAGAGUUCUGUACGGAGGAGAGUUGUCCAGUUAUGUCUGCUGGUCCCAAGUAUGAGUACCACUGGGCAGAUGGCCAGACGGUCAAGAAACCCAUUAAGUGCUCAGCCCCCAAGUACAUAGAUUACCUCAUGACCUGGGUGCAGGACCAGUUGGAUGAUGAAACAUUAUUUCCUUCCAAGAUAGGUGUCCCUUUUCCAAAGAACUUCCAGUCCAUUGCCAAAACUAUCCUGAAGCGACUGUUCCGAGUGUAUGCACAUAUUUAUCAUCAGCAUUUUCGAGAAGUGGUGCAGUUGAGUGAAGAGGCCCAUCUCAAUACAUCUUUCAAACAUUUCAUAUUUUUCGUGCAGGAAUUUAAUCUCAUUGACCGACGAGAGUUGGCCCCACUGCAGGAACUCAUAGAUAAACUGACUAGCAAAGAUCGAUAGAUUCAGUCAGUGUUUUUAAUAAGUGACAGGACACAAGGGACCAAGUCCCUGUUGAUUUGCUAUAUUGAAACUGCUGGAGGCAGGUGGGGGCUGAACUAUACAGACAUCAUGUGUCCAGGAAACCAUCUGACCAGCCGCCGGGACCAGCAAGGACCCCCGGCUCAUUUACAUCUCACCUCCCUCUGAAGUUUAGAGUGAUUUACUGUGUCAUUUGUUGUGUAAUCAGAUCACAGAGGUAUAAACAUAUUGUGAAAUAAUUAGUCGUCAAACCCAUUUGCUGUGAUCAUAUCAGUGUUAUUAGAUGUAGACCAGAGAGAAGCUACUUUGCUUUGUUAAACAGAGCAAUGUGUGUAGGAAUGUUGUUAGGACAACGUGAUCCAUAGGUCUUAGCUGAGAAAGUUGGGCUAACCAGCAUGCCACAUGCUCACUGUCACACUCGUCAAGGUAAUGUUGGAAGCUUUCUCUGGUUUUCCUAAGUACAGGUUGUAUUUUAUACUGCAUCAAAUUCUCCACAAUUCUAUAACUUGAGAAUUUCUAGUCUAAAGAAUUGCAUUAGAAUUUAUUUUUACAACAGACAUAAUUGUUGGUCAUCAAAUUGUUAUUUAAGUUUUUCUGCCCACAAUUCACAAGGAACUAAAACAUUUUGUUUUGAAACAAUUAUAAUUUCCACAUGCAGUUCUGUGUUAUGUGUUGGAUCUGUGUGUAUCAGUUGUCAUGGGUACUGGUGUACAUGUAGUUAAAGCAGAUCAACAGUCAAGAUCAUGGCUUUGACAAGGAAGCUCACCGCACCCCAACUUUUGUACUCUAAUUUGAAAGAAGUCUCGUGCAGUUUUGGUGGUAGGUUCACCCGUUAUGUUACUGUCGCACAUGCACACAAACUUAUAAUCUUCAUUUUAGUACGUAAUUUAUUUCUCAGAUCUCUCAACCAUAUAUGACACAUAACAAAACAAACUUUUGAUUUGCACAUACCAAAGUUCUUUAAGUUGUCAGAACACACAAGUGUUAUGGUAUAAUAUUGUUGAUCUUCUACCUCUUUUCUUAGUUUAUUAUGAUAUAAAAUAAGUUAUUGGUAUUAACACUGCAGGACUAGUGUUCUUGUAGAUCAUAAUAAGUACAGCCAAACUUUGUUCUGGCAACAGUAAAGCUCACACACUCGACCUGUUGGGGUAAUAUUAACCACCCGUGAUCUCUUUAUCUUCAAAUGCUCCCAUAUACACACAUUUAGAAUAUAAAUUUAUGAACAGUUUUCUUUUACCCAAUCUACUGCAGGUUUUCUAAAUAUGUGUCAUUUGUGAAAUUGAUUUAUGUUCUGGUAAAUCCCUUUUUUGUAUUUUUUCUUGAGGUUUUGAAGUCGCUUCUGGCAGAGCAAGUUAAAUUAGAAUUUUAGAAGCCAUGUUAAUUCAUGCAGGAUUUGUGCAGUCCAGCAUGUCUUAAUGUGGACUGCUGGAGACGAACAUUUUCUCACGACUACAUGAACCGCUGUACUUAGUGCUAUUUUUGUUGCCUUUUAUAUAUUCAUAUAGAGUCCAGAGGUUUAAAAGGACUGUAGUAUUACAAAUGAAACUCAAAUACUGAGUGGGAGCCUCCGUGGCUCAGUUGGUUAGCGCGCCAGCCCAGCGUAAUGACCUAGGAGCCUCUCAUCAAUGCGGUCGCUGUGAGUUCAAGUCCAGCUCAUGCUGGGGUCCUGUCUGGCUGUACGUGGGUAGGUCUGUCAGCAACCUGGGGAUGGUCACGGGUUUCCCCCGGGCUCUGCCCGGUUUCCACCCACCCAAAUGUUGGCCGCCGUUGUAUAAGUGAAAUAUUCUUGAGUAUGGCGUAAAACACCAAUCAAAUAAAUAAAUAAACAAAUACUGAGUGAUCUGCUUGUCUUUCCAAAUCCCAAGGAAAUGUCAUCAUCAGUUUUCCAUGUUGUGAAACCUGUAUACUUAAGUAAUAAACAUGCAAUUCAUAUUCCAGUUUUUAAAAAAAAUUGCAGGACUAUCCAUAUACUAGUCUGUUAAAACAUUUGUAUCAAAAUUUGAUAUAAUUUGAACUCUGCUUCUUGGUAACUUGCCUGCUACAGUUUUAAGGGCAGAUUUUCCAACCAAGUCCCAAAUUACCAUGCAGUGAUUUAGUACAUCCUGACUGGAUUAUUAAAGCCUGGUAUAGAUUGGAUAAUCUGUGACUUGUAUUGAUGAACUAGUCCAGAUGUAUUUAUAUACUAAGCUUUUGUAUAAGCCAUAUACAUUUAUGUGGCCAAUAACUCUUGUGCAUUUGAUAGAGCUUUAAUUUUGAUAUUGUAAAGAAAUGUUAGUGUAGAAUGAUAUAUUUAUGUGCUUUACAACAACUUUCAGAAUUUCUACUGCAGUAGAAAGAUAUUUCAAAGGUUUCCUGGUGAAUAAGUGUAAUUAUUCACUUGUGAUAAAUAUACAUGAUAAUAGAUAUGUAUGACAACAUGACGCCUGAUAUGCUACAUCGAAUUUAUUCCCACAUGCUGUGCUAAUGUACAGGAUUACUGCUGUGAUCCUUUCAAACUACUCGAUAGAGUUUCAUAUGUAGUUCAUCUAACAGUAAUAUUACCAUCAGUAUAAAGCUAUGUUUGUUUUUCUUGUGUGUAGAUUGUUUUGGUUUUAUGAUCUGUAAUAUAGUUUGUACAACUAAGUGAUUAAUGAUGUCUGUGAGUUACUAGUCUAAAACUUUGUCAUAUUGUUAGGUGUAUUUCUGUGGAUUCCUUUUUUUUAGUUGCACAUCGCUUGUGUAAAUGUACUUUAAGUAAUAUUUUAACAUUUCUAAUGAAUCUAUUUUUUUUAAUACAUGUAAGCAGUGUUAAUCAGAAGUACUUUUCUGGUGUACAUA
This is a messenger RNA of Liolophura sinensis, 3671 nucleotides long. Its product is annotated as MOB kinase activator 1B. Bases 186 to 836 code for a protein of 216 amino acids. The record is from RefSeq and is a predicted model, not a curated record. Lineage: Eukaryota; Metazoa; Mollusca; Polyplacophora; Chitonida; Chitonidae. The transcript has 4 exons.